Passer domesticus (house sparrow) is the source of this 597-nucleotide messenger RNA. Its product is annotated as zinc finger protein 774-like. The annotation marks the transcript as partial. The transcript is spliced from 2 exons. Gene Ontology annotation, biological process: regulation of transcription by RNA polymerase II. NCBI's taxonomy places the organism in Eukaryota, Metazoa, Chordata, Aves, Passeriformes, Passeridae. Gene Ontology annotation, molecular function: DNA-binding transcription factor activity; RNA polymerase II cis-regulatory region sequence-specific DNA binding. The record is from RefSeq and is a predicted model, not a curated record.
UCUGAGGAGGAAAGACCCACCCUGUGCCAGGAAAAUGGACAGAGCUUCAGGCAGGCAUCGGAGCUGGUGGUCCAUAAGCAGCUUCAUGAUGGGGAGAAGCCCUACAAGUGCUUGGAGUGUGGGAAGAGCUUCAGCUACAGAUCCACCCUUGUGACCCACCAACGCAUCCACACCGCGGAGAGGCCCUAUGAGUGUCCUGAGUGUCAGAAGAGAUUUCAGACCCGCUCCAAUCUCCUCAGGCACCAAAGGAUUCACACCGAUGAGAGGCCCUUCCUCUGCCCUGACUGCGGGAAGGGCUUCAAGCAAAACUCCCACCUCAUCACCCACCGGCGCAUCCACACUGAUGAGAUGCCCUUCCUCUGCCCCGACUGUGGGAAGGGCUUCAAGCGCAAUUCCCACCUCGUCACCCACCAGCGCAUCCACACUGGGGAGAGGCCCUACAAGUGCUGCACGUGUCAGAAGAGGUUUCAGACCAGCUCAAAUCUCCGCCUGCACCAGCGCAUCCACACUGGGGAGAGGCCCUACAAGUGUCCCCAGUGUGGGAAGAGCUUCACCCAGAGCUCUCACUUGACCAGACACCAAUGGAGUCACUGGUAA